This is a messenger RNA of Betta splendens (Siamese fighting fish), 1167 nucleotides long. RefSeq names its product triosephosphate isomerase. Gene Ontology annotation, molecular function: triose-phosphate isomerase activity. Gene Ontology annotation, cellular component: cytosol. The coding region runs from base 110 to 856 and encodes 248 amino acids. Gene Ontology annotation, biological process: glycerol catabolic process; glyceraldehyde-3-phosphate biosynthetic process; gluconeogenesis. The record is from RefSeq and is a predicted model, not a curated record. The transcript is spliced from 7 exons. Lineage: Eukaryota; Metazoa; Chordata; Actinopteri; Anabantiformes; Osphronemidae.
UGGAGCUUCCUCUCGCUGCACCUGACGCGCGCGCCGCUCAUCCUGCAGCAGCUGAUCCUCCGGAGCCGCAUCGAUCCAGUUCAGCGGCAUCAGCGACCGUCGUUCGGCCAUGGCGUCCAGGAGGUUCUUCGUGGGAGGAAACUGGAAGAUGAACGGGACCAAGGAGAGCGUGGAGGAGCUGGUGUCCGUCCUGAACGCCGCCAGCCUGCACGACGAAACCGACGUGGUGUGCGCGCCUCCCUCCAUCUACCUGCACUUCGCUCGCUCCAUUUUGGAUCCCAAGAUCAGCGUCGCGGCCCAGAACUGCUACAAGACGGCAAAGGGGGCGUUUACAGGCGAGAUCAGCCCGGCCAUGAUCCGGGACUGCGGCGCCGACUGGGUGAUCCUGGGACACUCCGAGCGGCGCCACGUGUUCGGCGAAGGCGACGAGCUGACGGGCCAGAAGGUGGCUCACGCUCUGGACAGCGGCCUCGGGGUCAUCGCCUGCGUUGGAGAGACGCUGGAGGAGCGCGAGGCCGGCACCACAGAAGAAGUCGUCUACGCUCAGACGCAGUUUAUUGCAGAUAACGUGAAGGACUGGGACAAAGUGGUUCUGGCUUAUGAGCCUGUUUGGGCCAUCGGAACCGGCAAGACUGCGUCACCUGAGCAGGCUCAGGAGGUCCACCAGAACCUGAGGGGCUGGUUCCGAGCGAACGUGUCCGACGACGUGGCCGACGCCGUGCGCAUCAUCUACGGAGGCUCGGUGACGGCCGCCAACUGCAGGGAGCUGGCGUCUCAGGACGACGUGGACGGCUUCCUGGUGGGCGGAGCUUCUCUGAAGCCAGAGUUUGUGGACAUCGUGAACGCCCGAGCGUGACGAGCACGGAGCGAGGCGUCCCGGCGGCGCCGUGGUGACCGGCUGGUGGCUGAAGGUGGAUCCCGCCCACUGCGACAUAGCCCCGCCCACCGCCACAUAGCCCCGCCCGCCGCUGCAUUGUCCCACCCACUGCGGCAUAGCCCCGCCCACCGCCACAUAGCCCCGCCCACCAUCACUGCUUCACUCUGAUGUAGCGUCUCUAGUCUCAGGCUUUGGGUUGAAGCUCCAACCACCGACUCAGUGGAACAAAUGAAGUGAUGUGCUUUGUUUCUGUUGGACCCUGACCUCACUAUUAAAGCUGUUCCCUCUCA